This is a messenger RNA of Maniola jurtina (meadow brown), 6909 nucleotides long. RefSeq names its product nipped-B protein (gene Nipped-B). Gene Ontology annotation, biological process: replication-born double-strand break repair via sister chromatid exchange; establishment of mitotic sister chromatid cohesion; regulation of gene expression. The coding region runs from base 148 to 6099 and encodes 1983 amino acids. The transcript is spliced from 27 exons. The record is from RefSeq and is a predicted model, not a curated record. Gene Ontology annotation, molecular function: chromatin binding. Lineage: Eukaryota; Metazoa; Arthropoda; Insecta; Lepidoptera; Nymphalidae. Gene Ontology annotation, cellular component: Scc2-Scc4 cohesin loading complex.
ACUUAAAACAGGCAACACUGAUUACAAUUCCUUGAUUGUCUGAAUGUUAGGAUUAUGUUUGAUUUGUCCUGGAUAUAAAUAGUUAUCAUAAUGUUUCAGACAGCAUUAUUAAACCUGGAAAAAUAAAUAAUUGAAAUUGUAGUCAAGAUGAAUGAGAGGGAUAUUCCAAGUGUCCCUAUUACAACAUUAGCAGGAGUAGCCAGUUUGACUGACUUAUUACCAGUGCUUCCAUUACCAACACCUCUACCAUCAACACUGAAUAAUAAGUCUCAGCUAUUUCAUCCUCGUGUUGCCGAAGAAGCAGCCAUACUGCUUGCAACUCGCGAUGAUAACUUGGUUUCCUUGUUAUUACAGUCGCUUAUGCAGACAUCUGUGCAACAUAUAGAUUUAAAGGAUGAAAGUAUACCAAACGCAGUCAGCCCUGCCCCUCAGCAAUCUACACCUGAACUAUUGAAGGCAAUCUUACAUGUAAAUCCCAAUGUAUUUGAUCAACAGCAAAGAAACCAUUGGGGUAACCAUUUACAUACAUCCAAGUUCAAUGGGAUGUCACCAUCUUCCACAUAUAAUUACACAUCGCACAAUGCAGUCCAUUCAAGUCCCUCACCACACGGACACAUCGCAGCACAUCAUCAUCAGCCGGCUUCCAUUCCCAAUCAGGAACUAUUAGCUACCCCAUGCCAAUCCUCACCUCACGUCAAUAUGGGGUCACCCCCCUCACAAGCCAGGCCAGGAAACCAAAUAAACAUUACCGCCCAGAACAAUGUUUCUCCUCCCUGGAAUAACACUAACCAGUCCAACGUAUACACAAGUGCCCUGUCAACUACAUCUUGUUCCAAUCCUCAGAAUGGUGGAUUUUAUAGUUUAGUUCAAGACAAUAGAAACUUUGGAACAAGUAUACCUGAGGAAAAAGACCCACUAUCUAUGUCACCAACAAGUUUGAAUGAUCAACAAAAACAACAUAUUAUGCAGUCACAAGAAAAAGUUUAUGAACAAGAUGGCAAUGUGGUAACCGGUCAAUCACCAGCUCAAGCGAGUGUAGCUCCUUCUCCCCUGCGUCAAGAGCCGCAAGUGCCGCAGCCCAGCAUGGGCGCUCCGUACGCUCCUCCACCUGUCCUCCAAAACACUAAUCAGGAGAAACAAGAUCCUAGUAAAAGUACAACAGCUGUGAAUAACAGAUAUCCAGUUGUUAAAUUGGGACGCCUUUCUGAGGGUAUUUUGAAAAAACACGAGGCAUCAAACGAUGAUAGGGCAAGGAAGAACAGCACAGCUGAAUCUGAUUCAGAUGACAAUCUGCCACUAAAGUCAAAAUCAAAUAAUUCUGUGCCACCUGUAGACAAGGAGAAAGAAGCAAUAGAUAUAGCAAGAGAAAAGAACUGGGAAGCAGUGAAAAGAAAACAUGAGGAAGCUAGUAAAAAAGAAGAAUCUGAAGCUACUAUUGUUCGUCCCAAGUUAAGAAAAGUCGAAAGAAGAAUGGUACCAGUAUUGGAAAUGUUAACAGUUGAUGAACUGAUGGAGACAAAUACGUAUCAGCGGUUUAACAAAUUAAUUGAAUCGGUAUUUGAAACAAUCGACGACGAAAUUAUAAUAACAGAUGAAAUGGAAGGGACAGAUAUUCCCGAAGAAAUGUUGUUGCCUCGCUAUCAACUCCAGGAGCUAUGUUCAGAAGCAGCAAAGUUGAAAAACCUUGGUGCUAUGGAAGCCAUUCCAGCUGAUAAAUUAGUUCGAUUGCUCAAUAUAUUGGAGAAGAAUAUAAGGGCAGCCGAAAAAAUGUCUCUUGUUGGAGAUCCAGAGGACAGUGAAGAAAUGCGGCAGAUUUGGAUAGAGUCGUCAUUGGAACGAGUUAUGUGUGCAUCAGAUGCGUGUCUGACUGCUUUGUAUAUAAUGACCUCCCCUAGUAUGCCGAAACGCAUAUUUUUAGAAGAUGUAAUAGAUAGAAUCAUUAUGUUUAUAAAGUUCCAACUUAACAAUACCAUAUACUGUGUAUAUGAUCCAGUGUACAGUAUCCAGAGCACUUCAAAAAAGAAAGUGGACGGUCGCAAGCGGCGCGGCGGAGGCGCGGGGCAGGCCAGCAAGCGCCACGGCAGCUCGACGCGCGCCGUGCGCGAGCUGUACACGCACGCGCACGAGUGCGUCACGCUGCUCGCCGAGCUGUUCGCCGCGCACCACCUCACCGACACCACCGUGCUGCACGCCUCCACCGUGGGUGUGUCGCCUUUCUUCGUGGAGAACAUCAGCGAGCUGCAGCUGUCCGCCCUCAAGCUCGUCACCACGAUUUUUACAAAAUACGAGCAACAUCGGCGACUGUUGUUAGAGGAUAUUUUAGCGUCGAUAGCACGAAUACCUAGUUCAAAACACAACUUAAGGUCAUUUCAACUGAGUUCGAACCAACACAUUCAAAUGUUAACUGCGCUCGUCCUCCAACUCGUGCAGUGCGUGGUGACGCUACCGGAGACUCUCUGCAAGUCGCAAGACAAGGAUAAAGUCAAAGACCACGUUGAACCGGAGAGCAAAAAACAUAUAGAUAAAGAUCUGUUAAUUAUAUCUAAGUAUGAAGCAGCGAUCAGUGUAGGCGGAACAUUUCUGACGUCAUUCCUCAAUAAGUGCAGAAGUCGGUCUGAGGAGGUGGACUUCAGACCUCUGUUUGAGAAUUUUGUACAUGAUCUGUUGACUACAGUAAACAAACCGGAGUGGCCGGCCACUGAAUUGCUGCUGAGUUUACUUGGGACAAUGCUGGUAAAAUAUAUGUCUGACAAGUCAAUGGAGAUGUCUGUGCGCGUGGCGUCCUUGGAGUACUUGGGGCUGGUGGCGUCGCGCCUGCGCAGGGACAGCGUCACCUCGCGCGCCAAGCUCGCCACCAUGGACGCCGUGGUGCGCGACAUUCGCGCCGAGGAGGAGAAGGACGGCUGCCAGCCGCAGUCCAUCACGUGCGGCCUGGACGAGGAUGAAGAGAGAACAGAAUUCCUUCAAAGAGUUUUACUCGACUACCUGGCUAUCAAUGGACAGAAGGACCAGGCAUGGAACUGCGCGAGGCAUUUCUACAUCACGCAGUGGUAUAGGGAUAUGGCAGUGCAGCCGAAAAGUUCUUCGCCCACCAAGAGGCCGAAGAAUAAGGGUAAGAGGAAACAAAAGGACGAGAGUAGCGAAGAGGAAUCCGAAGUCGACGACGAUAGCGACAGUGGAAUAAAAGAGUCGAAGUCGGACAGAAAACAAGCUUCUAGUGCGAUCAUGUCGGCCGAAAGAUUCAAGACUAUAGAGCGGCGGAAACAUUUUUUCCUCGAAAAAAUUAGACCAUUCCGAUAUAAAGGAGGAACGCAAGUGCAAGUGAUGCAAUCGUACAUAGACUACGGCGGGGCGGAGUUAAUCUCGCAAUACUUAGCGUCAAAGAGGUCGUUCUCGCAGAGUUUCGAUAGGUAUCUACGGAAAAUCUUAGUUAUUCUGUGUGAAAAUACGAUAGCUAUACGAACGAAGGCCAUGAAAUGCUUGACGAUGAUCGUGGAGGCGGACCCCGCGGUGCUGGCGCGGCCCGACAUGCAGAUCGGCGUCAACCGCUCCUUCCUCGACCAGUCCACGGCCGUGCGCGAAGCGGCCGUGGACCUGGUGGGCAAGUUCGUGCUCAGCCGCCCCGACCUUAUCGACAAGUACUACGGCAUGCUCUCCAACCGGAUAUUGGACACUGGUGUAUCAGUGAGGAAAAGAGUGAUCAAAAUAUUGAAAGACAUUUGUAUAGAGUGCCCAGAGUUCCCAAAAAUACCGGAAAUUUGUGUAAAAAUGAUAAGAAGAGUGAACGACGAAGAAGGUAUUAGGAAGUUAGUCAUGGAGGUUUUUCAAAAUAUGUGGUUUAGCCCUUGUUCGAAUUCUUCGAGACACGGGGCUCUGGACAUCACUGCGGCGACGGCCGACCCGCUCACGAGGAAGGUCCUGAACAUCACGGACGUCGUCGUGUCCUCGAGGGACAUGGGGCUGGAAUGGUUUCAGCAACUGCUGAUGAGUUUGUUUAAACCUAAAGAAGAUAAGGAAGAUUCCACAAAAAUUAUUUAUCAACCCCCUAAAUCUCUAUUGGUUGCUUGCCAACAAAUCGUUGACUGCCUUAUUGAACAUUUACUCCAGUUGGAAGAAACCAAUACAGAUGGUACAGGAUCAUCACAACGUAUUUUGGCAUGCCUCGCCACAUUACAUUUGUUUGCAAAAAUUAGGCCACAGUUGCUAGUUAAUCAUGCAUUGACACUGCAACCAUACCUCAGUUUAAAAUGUCAAAAUCAAUAUGAGCAACAAAUAAUGUCGACGGUGGCGUUGACGCUGGAGCUGGUGGUGCCGCUGAUGGAGCACCCCAGCGAGGUGUUCCUGGCGCAGCUGGAGGAGGACGCCGUGAAGCUCAUCCUGCAGCGCGGCCAACUCGUCAUCGCCGCCUGCAUCGCCUGCCUCGCCGCCAUCGUCAACAAGCUCACGCACAACUACAAACUCAUUAGGGACGUCUUCAACAAGUACCACGGCAUACUACUGCAAUGGAAACACAGUUGGCAGCACAAUCCUGAUAAAACACGAGCAUUGCACACGAGGCCUCAUUUUCGGAGAUCGCUUUUCAUUGUAGGCCUUUUAUUAAGAUAUUUUGAUUUCACCGAUAGCAAAGUAAUUGAAGGAUUAGCGAGUGAUAUAAAAGAGCAAGUGUACAUGACGUUAAUGUUUUUUGUGGGGUUGGAAGACGAGGAUUUUGUGUCGCACACGCUCAAAGCUCUGGGCUCGGUGUGCGUCAGGCAUUACGAGUUCAUGUUACGGCCAGAGCUCAAAGAGUUUUACCACCAACUGCUCACAUCGGAACUGGCGCCCAUAGAAAUGAAGGCUGACGUCCUUAGGAAUAUAGAAAUGUACUUACAAGAAGAGGAACAAAGAAUGAUUAGACAAGAUAGUGAAUGGUCAAAGCGAUCAAAACACGAAAACUUAAAGGAGAUGGGUGACGUUUCUUCGGGAAUGGCAUCUACAGUGAUUCAGUUGUACCUGAAAGAGAUCCUGGGCUCCUUCCUUCACCACAGCACGGUCGUGCGCUCGAGCGCGAUGAAAGUGGUGCAGCUUGUAUUGGCCCAAGGUCUCGUCCAUCCUGUACAGAUUGUUCCAUAUUUAAUAAGUAUGAGCACUGACACAGAAGUGUCGGUGUCGCACACGGCCGACAAACAUCUCCAAGAAAUAGAUAAGAAAUAUCCAGGGUUCAUUCAUAUGAAAGCGCAACUCGGAAUUAAGCUGUCCUACCAGUUGCAGAAGAUUUUACAAAGUAGUAAAAAGGGACUUAUCAGAGGGUUUCGGAAAAAGGACCAAGAUGACUUGCCAACUGCCCUCAACGGUUUUUUAUAUUCUUUGCUACGUAAUACAAGGCCGCAGAGGCGGGCUUUAGUUUUAUCAUUACUGAAGCAAUUUGAUGAUGUCUCUACCGCCCCGCUGGAUCAAAUGUUGUACCUGGCUGAUAAUUUAAGUUAUUUUCCAUAUCAAGUUCAAGAUGAACCCCUUUUUAUAAUUCACCAUAUUGAUAUUAUAAUUUCAACGUCGGGAUCAAAUUUACUGCAGCUUUUUCGUGAGGGUCUAAUAAAAACGGGAAACGAAGAGAAGGAGCCUCUAGACGAGGAAGAGGACGAGGAGGAGGCGGACGCGCUGGAGGCGCGCCUGCCGCCGCACACGCGCCCGCUGCGCGACGCCAUGCGCCAGGCGCGCGGCUGUCUGCUGCUGCUCGUGCUCAAGCAGCACCUCAAGCAGCUCUACGGCUUCACUGACGCAAAAAUAAAUCAGUAUUCACCGUCGGAGAGCGUCAAGGUGUACGAGAAAGCCGUGUCGCGGCGACACGCGCCCAUCUUCGAGCCCAAAGCGACCAUCGCGCAGCUGCAGCACGCCGACGACGACGAGGAGCUCGACGAGCGCGGCCGUCGGCGACUCGUCGAAGAUUACCUCGAGUUCAAACAAUUGAUGUUAAAAUUCGACCCCGAAGAGGAGGAGGACGAAGAGACCCCGGGCGCCGGGACGAGCGCGGGCGCGGCGGCGGCGGCGGGCGCGGCGCCGAGUGCGGGGGCGGGAGCGGGCGCGGGCGCAGGUGCGGGCGCGGCCGCGGGCGCCACCUAGCCGCCGCCGCGCGCCGCGCCCGCCGCCCGCGCGCGCGAUGGACUAUAAUGUGUCAGUGUGACGUGCAGCGACCGCUCGCCCGCGCCCGACCUCUCCGCCCGGCGCGUACCGUUCCGUUUGAGGAAGAUCAUUUUAUUUUAUACGUCGAUUUAAUUUAUUAUUCUCGGCUCCGGCCCGCGAUUGGCGUCCCGGAGACUACCGUCGAUCUUUGAUUCUUAUUUGAGAAACUCGAUUUUGUUUUAUAUAAAAACUCUUGUGUAGAUAAUUUUUAUGACGAAUAUAAAGUAUAUGUAUCAAUACCGACUUGAAUCUUUCAAAAGCGUUCUUUCCGGAUAGGGCUCCGGAGUUACCCGCGUUCGGGAUCGCCGAAGUGACGAGUCGUAGUAGGUCAAUUGUUUUGUGCGAAUCUGUCACGAUUGCGAGAUAUAAAGUGCAUAAUUUUUAUACGUAUUGGCGUCUUUGUAAUAUAGAAUAAAAGAUAUAUGUUGAUAUGGAGGGUACUGCAAUAAAACUGCAUUUCAAAUAAUAAUAAUAAGAAGAUAGAUUUAUAUUUUCUUUUAUAUUUCUACCCCACGCAUAUUCGUUCAUUACAAAUAUCGGAGCAGAAAAGAAACUCAAAUGCGGAGAAACCCCCUGUAUUUUAAAAAUACGUUCUUUAAUUAAUGUUUGUUUAUUCCAAUGUUCUAAAUAUUUUUUUAAAUAAACACUAGGUAUAAUUUAUUUAUUUCAAAAUUGUUUACAAAUAAUACAAAUCCACCAUAAGACUAGGAAAAUAGUUAAGUGAUUAAACAAUUUUGUUAUUAAAAUCUA